Messenger RNA from Salarias fasciatus (jewelled blenny), 5299 nucleotides. RefSeq names its product exportin 5 (gene xpo5). NCBI's taxonomy places the organism in Eukaryota, Metazoa, Chordata, Actinopteri, Blenniiformes, Blenniidae. The record is from RefSeq and is a predicted model, not a curated record. The transcript is spliced from 33 exons. Gene Ontology annotation, biological process: RNA export from nucleus; protein export from nucleus. The coding region runs from base 117 to 3779 and encodes 1220 amino acids. Gene Ontology annotation, cellular component: nucleus; cytoplasm; RNA nuclear export complex. Gene Ontology annotation, molecular function: small GTPase binding; RNA binding; nuclear export signal receptor activity.
CACAUUUCGUGCACGUUGGUUCGUCCCUGUGUGUGAGUCCGCUGCUCACUACAGGUGUUUUGCAUAAGGGAGUUACACCUUUCGUGUGACCAGUGUGCCAGACGCUACCUGAAGUCAUGGCCAACCAGGUGGCUGCUAUGUGUGACCAGCUUAUGAAAGCUGUGAAUGUGAUGAUGGACGCAGAGUCAAGCCAAAUAUACCGUCUGGAGGCCCUAAAGUUUUGUGAAGAAUUUAAAGAGUCCAACUCUUUAUGUGUCCCAUGUGGCUUACAACUCGCCAACAAAGCGCAGCCAGCUGUUGUGAGACACUUUGGGUUACAAGUCCUCGAACAUGUCAUCAAGUUCAGAUGGAACAACAUGCAGCAGCAAGAAAAACUCCAUUUGAAGGAAUGCGCCAUGCAGCUGUUAUUGGAUGGCACUCACUCGAUCCUGGAGGAGGAGAGCCAUAUUAAAGAUGUCUUGUCACGAAUCAUAGUGGAAAUGAUAAAGAGGGAAUGGCCACAGCACUGGCCGCAUAUGCUGAAAGAGAUGGAGGAUCUCACCAGCCAAGGAGAGGCGCAGACCGAGUUGGUCAUGUUGAUCCUUUUGAGGCUGGCUGAGGAUGUGAUCACUUUCCAGACGUUGCCCACUCAGCGACGGCGCGACAUCCAGCAGACGCUCACCCAGAACAUGGAGAACAUCUUCGGUUUCAUGAUAGCCGUUCUCAAAGUGAAAGUCGAGGACUACCGUAAAGCGAAAGGUGAACCUGGAGAAGAAGUGAAUGCCAGAGCUCACUGCCGCGUCGCUGUAGCUACACUAAACACACUCGCAGGUUACAUCGACUGGGUGUCUCUGGUGCACAUUACUGCCGGAAACUGUCACCUGCUGGAGAUCCUGUGUCUGCUGAUGGCUGAACCGGAGCUGCAGCUGGAGGCCGUGGAGUGUUUGCUCAUCGCCCUCAGUCGGAAGGGAAAACUGGAGGAGAGGAAGCCAUUCAUGCUGCUGUUUGACGACACGGCGAUCUGCUACAUCCAGGCUGCAGCUCAGUCAGCAGAUGGGCUCGCGAUAUGUAAGAAAUCCCCCGAUUCACAAGCGGUGGAAGUGGUUGAGCGACGCUACAUUUUCUUAAAGCGGCUGUGCCAGGUCCUGUGCGCUCUGGGUGGACAGCUCUGCCAGUUGGUUGGUUCAGAUGUCGAUGUCGAGGUACCUGCAAACCUUGGCAAGUACAUGGAGGCCUUGUUAGCGUUCACCACACAUUCCAGUCAGUUUUUGAAGUCGUCCACCCUGCCGACGUGGGGAGCUCUGUUCAGACACGAGACUCUGUCGAAGGACGCGGUUGUUGCGCAGAUGGCCAUCCAGUACGUCCGGGCGUCCAUGGACAACCUCGUCAAGACUGGGUUCCCUUCCAGGAACGACAGCCCCAGCUGCGAGUACUCCCGUGUGGACUUUGACAGCGACGAGGACUUCAACUCCUUCUUUAACUCUUUUCGAGCUCAGCAAGGGGAGGUUUUGAGGAUUGCAUGCCGUGCAGUCCCUCUCGAGGCUUUCCAGAUAGCAGCCGAAUGGUUGCAGUUCCAGAUCACCAGCCCAAUCGACACCGGGGAUGCAACAACUAAAAGCACCGGGGGCCUUUGCUCUCUCCUGUCUCCAUCGGUGGUCCAGUGGGACGCCAUGACGGUCUUCAUGGAGUGCGUCGUUUCACAGAUCUUCAAAACUCUGGAGGAGGAGAAGCUGCCUAUCGAUCAGAGCAUGGAGCUGCUGCAGGCGGUGCUGAACUACGACACCAAAGACCCGCUCAUCUUGUCCUGUGUGCUCACCAACGUCUCCGCCCUCUUCCCGUUCGUCAUACACAGACCACACUUUCUGCCACAGGUCCUCUCAAAGCUGUUUCAAGCCAUUACAUUUGAGCUUGAUCAGGAAAUUAAGACACCUCGGACUCGAGCUGUGAAGAACGUGAGGAGGCACGCCUCCUCUGCUAUCAUAAAAAUAUGCCGGGAUUACCCACAAUUCAUCCUGCCCUCGUUUGACUUGUUCUACACCCACGUGAAGAAGCUGUUCGCGAGCGAAGCGACGCUGACGCACAUGGAGAAAUGUUGCCUGAUGGAGGCUCUGGUUCUCAUCAGCAACCAGUUCAAAGACUUUGCGAAACAGAAGGCUUUCCUGGAUGAGCUGAUGGAGUCGGUGGUGGCUGACUGGACCUCAGAGGAGAUGAGACACGUGCUCUGGGAUCCCGUCGCCCUCCUGUCCUUCGUUGGCGCCGAUCAGAUGGCCGAUGACCAAAGUAAAGACGCAGACAGAGCGAGCCUUAACAGAGGGCGACUGAGUUUCUGUUUGUACGCCAUGCUGGGGGUGGUGAAACGGGCGCGCUGGCCGGCAGACCUGGAAGAAGCCAAAGCCGGCGGCUUCGUGGUGGGCUGCACCCCGACCGGAGCUCCCAUCUACAGGAACCCCUGCACGGCCCAGUUUCUGCUCUUACUGCCCAACCUGCUGGCGUUAGUCAGGACUCACAACAGCCUGUUCCUGCCAGAAAACACGGCUCGUCUCAGCGAGGAUUUCUGCAGAGCCCACGACGUGAUGGAUGCAGAAAAGAGUAUGGUUCUUGGUCUUUCUCAUAAUAUUCUGGAUUUUUAUGACUCUCCUGUGUAUAAAACCAACCUGGAGCGCAUGCAGGGAUUUUUCACGACAUUAUAUGAAUACUGCUUCCAAGUGCUGGGAAAUGCAGGCGUGUCCUUGCAGCAGGAGUUUUACACCAUUGAGAGGCUGGCUGAAGAGAUCGCCGGCGCUGCGUUCGUCUCCCUCGACCACGUGCCCGACCACAGACUCCGCCCGAUGAUUCGUUUGUUCCUGAGGCAGCUGGUGGUGUCGUGUCCGCCGGACUAUUAUGAGACGGUCCUCUGCCCCCUGCUGGGGCCCGUCUUCGGCUACAUGAUGCAGAGACUCAACGUUAAGUGGCAGGUCAUCAACCAGCGAACCUCAAUGAAUGAAGACGACGAGGAAGAGGAGGUGAUCAGUCAGGAGAGCCAAGUCACGCAGGAGAUGCUGGAGGAGCAGCUCGUGCGCCUCCUCACCAGGGAGCUGCUGGAUCUUCUCACGGUGAGCUGCAUUUCCAGAAGAGUUCCUGAACCUGCGGCGAAUAAGGAGGAAAUAGAUGAGGAAGAAAUGAUGGAUUCAACGCAGACGCCGUCGACCGCCCAGCCCACCGAGGAGCUGACCGAGUUGGGGAAAUGCCUGAUGAAGCACGAGAACAUCUACAUGUCCCUGCUGACUCUGUCCUUCACCUCACUGUCCUGGAAGGACGCCACCAACUGCCAUCGCACCGCCUCCAUGGUCUGCUGGACCCUCCUGCGACAGGUUGUGGGGGGAAAUCUCCUCCCCGAAGCCGUCACGUGGUUUUAUACCAGCGUUCUCAGGGGCCUUCAGGUUCACGGGCAGCACGAGGUCUGCAACUCCACCCUGUCUCUGCUGGCCAUGCUCAUCUACGAAAACUUGCGGCCGCGAUACGUUGAGCUGCACGCGGUGAUGAUGCAGAUCCCCAACAUCAACGUGGAGGCUCUGGACCAGUUUGAUCACAGGCUCCUGGACCCCAACGCCCAGAAGGUCGGAGACAAGAAGAGAAAAGACCAGUUCAAGAAGCUCAUCGCGGGAACGGUCGGGAAAGCUCUGUGCCAGCAGUUCAGGAAGGAGGUUCACAUCCGCAAUCUUCCAUCACUCUUCAAAAAGCCGAAGCCCGAGAAGGAGGUACUGAGCAGCGAGGACCUGGGCCUGACGGCCCUCUUCUCCCCCAACGCCGACGCCCUGUGAGAACACGCCGCGGCGCCAGGAGACCUCAGACCCAACCAAGACCACGAGGAGUUCCCCUCCACCCAGCCGGAGCAGCAUCUCACACAUCUGUCUGCACUCCUCUCUUUCAAGAAGUCGUGUCUACUCCCGAUCCGUAACGUGCCACAGCACCACUCGCUCAUGCACACAGUGGGUCUUUCCCUCCAUCAUGCAGGCUAAUAUCACACUAGAGACCUUCAAGUUGCCACUGCGAGCUUGUAUUUUCCUCUGUACAUACUGAAAGGGAAGCUACAUAAGCUACGAUAUUUUGUUGGAAAUAUUUCAGCUUGAAAACAAACUUUCUGUAAGAUUGUAUUAAUGAACAGUCUUUGAAAAAACAGUAUAUCUGCCCUGCAGCCAAUCUGUAUGAUUUGUUUAGACUAGGACCACGCUCCAGUUCGCCAUUUUAUUUUUGUGCCUUUUUUGUUUGUUUUAAAUAGAUCUAAUUGUGCAUAGACUCCACAACUUUCCCACUAAGGAUGCCAAAGAUUUAUUGGACGAGAAACCCGCAGCUAUAUUUCUAUUUUCAGUAUAGUAAACGGCAUCUUACGAUAUUCAAACGAGUUCAAACAGUUAGCCACAUAGCUAGCCAGUCAUAACUGGCUGAAGGACGAAUGGCUUCGUGUUUUGUGACCAUAAAGCUGCUGUCAGUGCCGCCUAAAAACAGGACCUGGUGCACAUUUCUCUAUUUACAGUUUGUCUUACUGGAGACGCUUCAUUGUGAAGGACAUGCUUAACGGUACCUUAGGUGGCAAGUUUUAAGAUGAGCAGAUGAAAUCGACCUCAAUGGUUAUCGUACGUUUCAAUAUGAGCAAACGUCAUUGUUUGGUUUUAGAAGAUGAUCACACUGCAGGUUAGGGCAAUGACUGACUUUUUGUUUUUAAUUCAAAUCAGCACAACUUUGGUGGCUCGAGUACCGCUUCGAUCGCUUAUUUAUUGCAUAUCUUGUUACAAAUAAUGGAGCUGCAGUUUGCGCAAGAACACUCACCACAUGUUCGAGAGGACACGGUUGUGUUUGAGACAUCUAAUGAUCGAAUUUAGAAGUCAAUACUUGUAGCUGAAUCCAAGUCUACUGGAUUUUUUGUUUGUUUUAACAUAUCCCCAUCUUUAUGCUUCUGUUGGUUUUGCAAAGAAAAAUGAACUAGCACUACAUUCCGUCUUUGUCCAUGAAACUUUCUUUAUUAUUUGUUGUAAUUUUCUGUUUCCCCCACAGUUUGGAGUGUAGAAUCAGACCAAAAUAGAUCAAAGUGUCAGAAAAUUUAGCAUUUCCGAUGCAGUUUUACUGAAAAGAGGUUGAUGUCGUAUUUGUCUGAAGUAGAAACAUUUGUGAGCCUGUCUUUUUAUUUCCAAUAAGGUAGUUUAUUCAUUUAGUGAUGACUGUUCUCAUGUGGCCAAUUGUUAAAAACGCUCGUUCAACACUAAAAAUGUCUGUACAAAGGAGAAAAUAGACUUUUUCAAAUGUGUAGUGUGGUUUCUAUUUUUGUUUUUUUUAAAUAAAAGAA